AUGGAUAAUGAUUCUGUUAAUGCAGUUGGCUCAGAAUUUGCAUCUCAAGACACAGUGGGUUGUAAGGAUGUUAAUUCCCACACUGAUGAUAAUACUCCUGUGUCAAAUAUUCCAUCUGGUAAUAGUACAAGUCCAUCAUCAGUAACCGCCACCAACAACCUCAAUUCUCCACCUACAAGUGUCAAACGUAAACUCGUAGAUAUUUAUGAUCUUGAUGAUGAUGUUUAUGAAUCUGCAACAAAACCUAAUGCAUCCCGUGUUGACAAUGACAAAGCUGGAAUAACAACCAAAUUGUUGAUUCCUAAGGUGGAAAAAUGA
Messenger RNA from Lactuca saligna, 318 nucleotides. The record is from the annotation of a GenBank genome assembly. NCBI's taxonomy places the organism in Eukaryota, Viridiplantae, Streptophyta, Magnoliopsida, Asterales, Asteraceae.